UUCUGUUCUGGAGUAUUAUGGUCUGUCGGGAAUUCAGAGUGGUUGGGACUGGAGGAAAAUAUCUGCUAAAGCUAACGGUCGGCAUAAACAUGGAGCUGUCGGCCGUCGGGGAGAGGGUGUUCGCUGCCGAGUCGAUCAUAAAACGGAGGAUAAGGAAGGGUCGGAUUGAGUACCUCGUGAAAUGGAAGGGAUGGUCCCCAAAAUACAGCACUUGGGAGCCGGAGGAGAACAUUCUGGACUCGCGUCUGUUCGCCGCUUUCGAGCAGAGGGAGCGUGAAAGAGAGCUGUAUGGCCCCAAAAAGAGGGGACCCAAACCCAAAACCUUUCUUCUCAAGGCUCAGACUAAAGCCAAGCCGUAUGAGUUCAGGAGUGACUCAGUCCGAGGGAUCACCUACCCAACUCCAGAGCCAGUAAUCACGCCCAGGGCCAGAGAGGGCCUGAGAGCUGUUGUUCCCACCAUCUUUCCUCCCAGUACUGUUAACCGUGGAGAAGGCAUUCAUGUCCGGCACCCAGAACUGGCCUGUGAGCACCAGUUUCUUUCGCUGCAGCAAAGUGGCCCUGAUGGACUCGUUCACUCACCCAAAAAGAGAGGGCCGAAGCCAAAGCCACGCUUUACAGAUGACAUUUACAGCUCUACGGCCUCUGAACCUCACAAGAGGAGACCAGAGGAGCAGGUGAGACACAGGCAGCACAAACUGGCAAAGCUCCAAGGGGACAAAGACACGAGUCUGUUAGUACACAGACACCUGCAGAGCCACAGCCCCAGUAAUAAGCACAAACACCACCACGCACUCAACCGAGGAGACUCCGGCGGAAGCUCGUAUAAGCAGCUUUACUCCGACCACAGCCUGCAUCCAUACAGAACAGACGUGGACCCACACAGGACUAAAGACGCUUCGUACUACUUGGCACCAGCACACUUCAAGCAUAACUCCAAAAUGAGCUUGAACAUGAGUCGCCCCGCUGAAAAGCCUUACUUCAUAGACAGGCCGUCCCCAACCCGGCUCGAUGACGACUUGGAUGAAGUGACAUGGAGGCCGUCUCUCAGCAACAUGGAAAAGGUCCUGGUGACAGAUGUGACCACCAACUUCCUGACUGUCACCAUAAAAGAGAGCAGCACUUCAAAAGGCUUCUUCAAAGAUAAAAGAUGAUGGAUUGAACGUCAGAAUCAGUCUGAUUCUUAAAGUGUGUGUAUAGUGGGAUUAGCAGAAGCAGUUUUUGUAUGCAAUGUAAAAAGACAAAUUACAGAGUGCAUAUGUGUAUGUAUUUUAAAGUCGGCCAUUUAUUUAAUGUAUUGAUCUCAUCAAAUGAAGUCCAUUUCACAUCCAGCGUUGACAAAUGUGAGUUUUGUGUUUGCUUUGCGGCAGCUGAAACUUUAAUAGAGUUCUGAGUUUUAUUGUCCAAGUUAAAAAAAAAAUAAUAAAAUGUGUCUUCUGCCAGCUGGUGAAAGCUGGUGAGUGAUGAGGUGAAGUUACAAGAUAUCUGUGGAUGGAAUGUCUCCCUGAUUAAAUAUUGGUUUCAUGCAAACUGUUUAUAUUUUAAAAAUAAAUCUUAAGCACUUUUAUUUGAAAGCAGUUAAAAGAGAAGAAUGUAUUCGUGUUGCAUUCAAAGACCCAAAGACAUGUCGGUUAAGAGCAGGCCAGUGCUGAGUUUGUAACGUCUCUUAAAUUUGUAAUUAUAAGCCAAACUAACCAAUUAAAGGUAGUCACUGCACAUAUAGUGUAUUUUACUUUUUCAUAGAGCAUAUUCAUGAAUCAUUGUAACAAGAUCACAGUUUGUCGAUUUACUUUUGACACCUUUCACAAUAAAUGUGUUUUCUCAUUUUGUGUUUUA
Messenger RNA from Thalassophryne amazonica, 1833 nucleotides. RefSeq names its product chromobox homolog 8b (gene cbx8b). The record is from RefSeq and is a predicted model, not a curated record. The transcript is spliced from 6 exons. Lineage: Eukaryota; Metazoa; Chordata; Actinopteri; Batrachoidiformes; Batrachoididae. The coding region runs from base 18 to 1151 and encodes 377 amino acids.